UCUGUAGCCUUGAACUUCUUCUGAUCCUCUUGCCUCUACCUCCCAAUUGCUAAGACUACAGUUAUCCAUUGUUGUGCUCAAUUUAUAUGAUGCUAAGUAACAAACUGAGUGCUUCAUCAAUGCUAGGCUAGCACUUUACCAACUGAGCUACAUCUCUGGCCACCCCAGCCUUUAAACAAUUACUACACAUGCCACAGUGUGCAUGUGGAGGUCAGAGAACAACUUAAGGGAGUCAAUUAUCUCCUUUCAUGUGAGCUCUAGGAAUUAAACUCAGGUCAUGAGGUUUUUGCAAGCACCUUCACACACUGAGCAAUCUCAGCUCCACCCUGCUCUUCUUUAAAUUUUAUUUUUGAGACAGAAUCUUACUAAAUUAGCCAAGGUAGCCUUGAACUCACACUGUAGCCUAGACAAGCCUUGAACUUUCAUUCUGCUUGUUUGAACCUCCAAAGUAGCUAAGAUUACAAGCCUGUACAUCCCAGGGCCCUGUUUGUGUGCACAUUUUACAGAAAAGGAAACAGGCCUAGAGGCAAAUAUUAUCUGCCCUAGGUAUUCAUAGAACAUGGUCCAACUGGUUCUCUCUUCUCUACCUCUGUAGACCCUAAGGGUUUCUUCAGAUGGCCCCUUUGAGCAGUGGGUAUGCCUGAAACACCCUCCAUCCCCGCCCACUUCUGAAUCACUUCCCACACAAUGCCACUUCCCUUUCUCACUUCCCUUGCAUUGACCUCCCACACAUACAUGCUGACCACAGGAACCUCGCUUUUAGGAAAGAGGUGGGUUUUCAAGAAGGAAGAUGAAGCACUUGCCCUGAUGCCUUCUCCUUAACAGACUACCUAAGGAGGGCUACCCUCAUUUCACCCUUCUUCAGUACCCCAUUGAAGUUGAUCCUGUCACUAUAGUCAAGAUUAUGCAUUUUACAGGUAAGAAAUGAGCCAGCCAUGGUGUGAUAUGCCUGUUCAAGGCAAGCCCAGUCUACAAAGCAAAUGUCAGGCCUGGUAUGGCCACAUUAUAAAACUUUUUCUUAAAAAAAAAUAAGGAAAACUCAGGCUGAAAAUUUAAAGUGACUUAUCCAAGGUCAUACACCCAGGUGGUUCUCCAGACUUUCAGGCUCCAAUGCCCUUCAAUGAGAAUUUGUCUCAUACGAAUUAAUUGAAAACUAAGAGGUGUCUGGGUGGAGUGGGGUAUUAGGUGGCAAAGAUUGGGUGUCAGAAGCAGGAACAAGGGUGACACAGGAAAUGGAAAGGAAAGAGAAGAGGAGGAGGCAGAGGGCUCAAGGGAGAGGUCAGAGCUAAAGAGGUCAUACCCUCCCAGUUCCUCCUGCUCUGGGUUCCUCUUUCCUGAGCAGAUCAGCCCAGAUUAAGCCAGGCCUCCUCUCUGUAAGAGGGUACAAAAACUUAAUGCUCAAAAUGCUUGCUAGAAUGCAAGCCUCUCAGUCGUUCCUGCUGCUACUGCUUACCCUGCCAGCCACAGGUAAGUGGGUGAGGGCCCAGAUGUCUUCCCAGGGAUGCCCAGGCCAACCACACCCUGAUUGUCCAUUCUUCUCCCCUGAUCUUACAGGUUCAGACCCUGUGCUCUGCUUUACCCAGUAUGAGGAGUCCUCUGGCAAAUGCAAAGGCCUGCUUGGGGGAGAUAUCAGUGUGGAAGACUGCUGUCUCAAUGCUGCCUAUGCCUUCCAAGAGCACACUGGUGGUCUCUGUCAGGCAUGCAGGUCCCCACGAUGGUCACCAUGGUCCUCAUGGGCCCCCUGCUCGGUUACAUGCUCUGAGGGGUCCCAACUGCGACACAGGCGCUGUGUGGGCAGGGGUGGGCAGUGCUCUGAGAAGGUGGCUCCUAGAACCCUUGAGUGGCAGCUACAGGCCUGUGAAGACCAGCCAUGCUGUCCAGAAAUGGGUGGUUGGUCUGAGUGGGCACCCUGGGGGCCUUGCUCUGUCACCUGCUCCAAAGGAACCCGGACCCGUCAACGAGUAUGUGACCACCCUGCUCCUAAGUGUGGGGGCCACUGCCUAGGAGAGGCCCAGCAAUCACAGGCCUGUGACACUCAGAAGGUCUGCCCCACACAUGGGGCCUGGGCAACCUGGGGCCCCUGGAGCCCCUGCUCAGGAACCUGCCUUGGCGGAACUCAAGAACCUAAGGAGACACGAAGCCGCAAGUGUUCUGCACCAGCACCUUCCCACCAGCCCCCUGGGAAGCCCUGCUCAGGACCAGCCUAUGAGCAUCGGAGCUGCACUGGCCUGCCACCUUGUCCAGUGGCUGGUGGUUGGGGGCCAUGGGGCCCUGUGAGCCCCUGUUCGGUAACCUGUGGCCUGGGCCAGACCCUAGAACGACGGAUAUGUGAUCGCCCUGUACCCCGUCAUGGGGGCCUCUUCUGUGCUGGUGAUGCCACUCGGACCCACAUCUGUAACACAGCCAUGCCUUGCCCUGUAAAUGGGGAGUGGGAGGCCUGGGGGAAAUGGAGUCACUGCAGCCGUGUGAACAUGAAGUCCAUCAGCUGUGAGGAAAUCCCAGGCCAGCAGUCACGCACAAGGAACUGUGGAGGCCGCAAGUUUAAUGGACAGCGAUGUUCUGGAAAAUACCAGGAUAUUCGACACUGCUAUGACAUCCAUAACUGUGUCUUGAAAGGUUCAUGGUCACAGUGGAGUACCUGGGGUCUCUGCACACCACCAUGUGGACCCAACCCGACCCGUGUCCGCCAGCGCCUCUGCACACCUUUGCUUCCCAAUUUUCCGCCUACAGUUUCCAUGGUCGAAGGUCAGGGUGAGAAGAAUGUUACCUUCUGGGGGACCCCGCGGCCACUGUGUGAGGAGCUACAGGGGCAGAAGCUGAUGGUGGAAGAGAAACGGCCAUGUUUACAUGUGCCUGCCUGCAAAGACCCAGAGGAAGAAAAACCCUAAAAUCCCUUGCUUCCAUUCUGACCCCCUGAUCUUCCAGACCUCAAUAAAGCAGCCUUUGUAAACUA
Messenger RNA from Onychomys torridus (southern grasshopper mouse), 2953 nucleotides. RefSeq names its product complement factor properdin (gene Cfp). Bases 1395 to 2888 code for a protein of 497 amino acids. The transcript has 8 exons. NCBI's taxonomy places the organism in Eukaryota, Metazoa, Chordata, Mammalia, Rodentia, Cricetidae. The record is from RefSeq and is a predicted model, not a curated record.